Caenorhabditis angaria is the source of this 541-nucleotide messenger RNA. Lineage: Eukaryota; Metazoa; Nematoda; Chromadorea; Rhabditida; Rhabditidae. The record is from the annotation of a GenBank genome assembly.
AUGCUGCGCUCACGAUUGCUCAUUCAACAUCUUCAACUUGCGCGGAGCUCCACAUUCAAUGGAAUCAUCCCAACCGACAAAAUUGAAAAGCGAUUUUCGCUAAGUAGCGGGCCAGGCGGACAAAAUGUGAAUAAGAAUGCGACAAAAGUUGAAAUUCGCUUCAAACUCGGUGAGGCAACUUGGCUUGAUGACACAUUGAAAGAUUCGAUUAGCGAGAAACUUGCGCAUCGUAUCAAUUCGGCUGGAGAGGUUAGUUUCUUGAGAAAAACGUGAUUUCACGAGCUUUUGAAGAAAAUAAAUAAAUUUUCAGUUGAUAAUCGACAGUGAUCGAACUCGCCAUCGCCAUCUAAACGUCGCCGAUUGUUUCGACAAACUUCGCAGCGAAAUCUACGCAAUUCAAGAGGAUCAGGGAAAGCGAACGAUUUCUGAAAAAGACGAGAAAAUUCUUCGCGAUCGACAAAUUCUAUCAAAUCAAAGACGCUUGGCUGAAAAACGAAAACUUGCCGAGAAACGAGAAUUUCGCGGAGCCGUUGAGCUAUAA